AUGUCAGGCCAGCCCUUUGCGUUCCCUCCUCCGCCUCCACCUCCUCCGAAGCGAUCGGAAGGCGUUUAUCAGCAGAAUCAACCCUUUCAGGAUAGUAGGGGGCCAUCCAGAGGUGGUUAUCCCCACAGAGGACACACAAGAGGCGGCCGCGCGGGAUAUGGAAGUCAUCGUCCAGGACCGACUACGUCGUCCCCGGUGUACGGUCACGAUCGGCUACAGAGACCCUUGAAUCAUGGUCCGCAAAGAGGCAGCUUUCUCAACGGCCCGCAGAAACGGGAUCACAGCACUGCAUUUGCCUCCGGGCACCAACAUCGCCCACGUCCUACGGCUGCACCCGCGGUGCCUAGUUUCAAUGCCUCGAUCGAACACCUGCUGGGACGCAGACCGUCUCUCGACCAAACCAGCCAGAAAUCACCCGAGCCCAAAAAAGCAGAGCCCCGAAAACAUAAUGUUCUCGGGUUAACUCCUGCAAAAUUUGACCAAGAUUCCGACCAGGAGGACGACGAAGAUGAAGAACAGCGUCUGGCGAACAAAGCGUCGUCGAGCGUGGCAGGCUACAUCUUUGAAUACAACGGAUCCCCUCUCACUCUCCGGACCCGAGAAGAGAUUCUGACAUGGCUUGCCGAAAGAAGACGGCGUUAUCCCACUCAAGCGCGGGUGGCGGCAGCGAAGAAGGAGGCGGAAGAGAAGAAGCGAAAAUGGGAGGAGGAGCAGAAGGCGAAACGGGAAGCCAGAAAAGAAGCCAUGGCCAGAAGAGAACAAGAGAGAGCCGAAAGACUCAAAGUCAAUGAAAAAGCGAAACACCCACGCCAUCAGGAUCGGCUUGUUCAGAGAGACGAGGAGACAGCAAACACAGACGCUGCCGCUCGAGCGAAAUUGAAGGCCGACAAGCUACGCAAGAGAGCUCUCGAAGCACAACAGGAACUGGAGAAGGCGGAAGCGGCAUUGCGGCGUGCUGAGAUGAAAGAGAGCACAACCGCCGCGACACCCAAUCCACCUGCUCCUACAGGAGAACUCGUCGACGUCUCGUCCACCGCGGAUCCCACAGGCUCCGACGAUGCCACCUCAUCCUCUGGCUCGUCCACAAGUUCCGAUUCCGACUCCGAUACGGAUUCCGAUGCGAGCUCUUCUGAUGCAGAUUCCAUUCCCGAAGUGACGAGCGCGAAACAGGCGUCUCGUGCCCGUGCGUCUCUUUCGCUCGAGUCGCGGCCGGCACGACCUCACGCCCCCCAACUCUGCAAACACUUUGUUAAGUACAAAACUUGCAAGUGGGGUCCGAGCUGUCGCUAUUCGCACGACUUGACUCGAAAGGAUGGGAGAAGCGACACGCGGACUUCCACGAGUCUACCCAAACAGCCAACGACCACCGCGGCUGGCAAUAUCAGGAGGAAAGGUCUGUGGCAGGUCAUGGUGGACAAGGAGCAAGAAGAGAGUCGGAGACGACUACUGAGUGCCAUCAUUGCCCUGGGAGAGAAGGGAGUGCUUGAGGAUCCGUCACAGAAGGCAGAAGGCACCGUAUAA
Molecule: messenger RNA, 1521 nt
Organism: Fonsecaea erecta
Lineage: Eukaryota; Fungi; Ascomycota; Eurotiomycetes; Chaetothyriales; Herpotrichiellaceae
Exons: 1
Coding region: 1-1521 (506 amino acids)
Molecular function (GO): metal ion binding
Source: RefSeq, a predicted model, not a curated record